Messenger RNA from Pelmatolapia mariae (spotted tilapia), 5570 nucleotides. It is a transcript of the gene sgpl1, whose product is annotated as sphingosine-1-phosphate lyase 1. Lineage: Eukaryota; Metazoa; Chordata; Actinopteri; Cichliformes; Cichlidae. The coding region runs from base 2196 to 3893 and encodes 565 amino acids. Gene Ontology annotation, molecular function: sphinganine-1-phosphate aldolase activity; pyridoxal phosphate binding. The transcript has 14 exons. Gene Ontology annotation, biological process: sphingolipid catabolic process; carboxylic acid metabolic process. The record is from RefSeq and is a predicted model, not a curated record. Gene Ontology annotation, cellular component: endoplasmic reticulum.
CUUGCUGCUGUGUUUGGUAGUAGCAUGUAGAUGAGAGUAGAGGACUCAUAGCAAAGGCUGCUGGAGGUGACUUUCCCGAGAAGCAGGCUAAAUAAAGGGAACUUUCGGUGACAGUUUGCCUCGAGAACAUGGACUACUGGGUAGGUGUCUCUGUACUUUCUCUCCGUCUCACGUUACAGGCAGUGUGGCAGACGGGACAAUGACAGUGCGGCUUCAGGACGCCCGAAGAAGCAGACUUGUUUAUCAGUACUGAAGUGAGCUAAUGGCCCGACUUGUUUUGCUGUGAGGGAUGCUCCGAGUCCACAAGCACUGGCAGGCACUCUUGUUAUGAGAGCUCCGUGUUACAGAUAUAUGGUUGUUUUUCAGGAAACAUUUAACCUUCAUCGAUACUUUUUGGCCCUGGUAUAAAAGAUGUAACUACAGGUUCAUGGUCCACUUUUAUUGGUUUAAAGUCUAAUAAAAUGAGAUCCAUCCUCUGUGUGCGUGUUUUGCAGCUCCUUCACUAUUGUUUAUUGUGGCCUGCCUCUGUUUAAAAGUAGAAAUCCUGUUCAACAUAAACCUGCAGGAAGUUUAAACAAAGCACUACUCUUAGUAGUCCCACGGGAGAGUUGUUUAAGGUUGUGCAAGCAGUGUUUUUUUUUUUUUUCUUUCUUUCUAAUUGAAGCAAUCACAGGCAGACAAAAGACACGGCAGUAGAUGGCAGCUGGUCUGACACAGAUCUGCUGUCAGGGCAGAAAUUACUCUGAGCUCCUUCAGGUCAUCACAGGAGAGAGAAGUAAUUAUCUCAAGGGGGGAAAAAAACUAAACAAAAAACAUACUUUUGAUGUUGACCUAAAUAUCGUUUGAUACUGUGGCAGUCUCUAGGCUUUGUAGAGGUUUAAAUAAAAAAUUUCCAGACACCACAUCUGUAAUUAUUCUCCCCCCUCAGUGAUCUCCUCAUCUCUCUUUGAGCUUUGGUGAUGUUUUAGCAAGCUUACUGUUUUUUCCUUCAUGUAUCCAGGAGCAGCCACCUCACGCCCAGUAUAUUUCCAUGAGAACAUGACCUCCCCUUUGAAACAACAAAAGGUCUCAUUAGAAGAAUAGUUAAAUGUUGUAUAGGGUGGGGGUGAGCAAAAGAAUGGGUGUCCACUGUUCAACAAGGAGUAGCACAAAACUGGUACAAGAGGCUUUGUGGGAACUUGGUUUAAGUUUUCCUGAUGGAAAGCUGUGCGUGUGGGAUCUGAGGCUGAAGUAGAGUCAAAAAAGGGAGUGAUCCUAGAUUAUAACCUGUCUAGUCUUUAUUUAUUUAUUCACGUAUUUAUUUAUUUGUUUAGUUGACAGAUGUGUGACAGCAAUCAAAUAUGGGCUGUGUGCUAAGUUACAUGCCUGUCAUGACUCAAGUCAAGCUUCCCAUUCAACAUAUGUUAGUGGCUUAUUUUCUGUUGCUUCAGUCAGCUCUUUGCAGCUGAUCUUGCUAAACCUGUAUGAGAACAGGCUGUCCAAAACAGGCAGGUAUGGCAGCUGCUGUCUGGUCAGGGGGUAAGACUCCCAUGGCUCACUAACAACCCUUUACCUAGGAUUUAAUAGGAGGGGGGGGACGGACGACAUCUUAGAUUGUUCUUUCACACAAUAAACGGCCUUUCCGUCGCACUAAGAGGACUCACCUCAUUGUGUUAUUUUUGCUGUGGCAGAACAGAUUGUGAUUAGUUAAGAUACUGCUGUUGAACCUUAAGCUUUCUUAUUGCAGCUGAAGUGGCAAGUCCUCACGAUCAGACUGCCUGCUGUUGUGUUGUAAAAAGACUUUGUGAGGGAGAUAAUGCAAAGAUAAAUUUGCUGCACUUAUGCAAUCCCAUUGACGGGCAUUUCACUGUGAUUAAGGCUCACUUAGAUCUCCUCGGGCUAAAUCAUUACAUACACAUUUGAACUGACAGGAAAGUAUUCACCUGUGAUCGUGCUUUGAAAGAGACGUAAAUUAUACCUCGUCGUAAAUUUGUAGCUCAGUCUUUCCCGUCUCGUCUAAUCCUGACUGAUUACCUUAGCGGGCUGGAUGUGUUAUGUGAAUAGUGGGAGGAGUCUGCUUGUAGAUCUACAGUUCGCUGAACGUGUUCUCUCACUUUCACCUGGUGUACCGAGUGCUGGCUGUCUCUUCACCUGACAAUCAGGAAAAGUGCCGAGUGCGUUUGAAGUGUUUGAGGGUGGGAUCUGUAGAUCUGGCAAUGUCUUCAAAAAGUGCCUUGGAGGUGUAUAAGGAGAUGGUGCUGGUGUAUUUGGAGGAGGGCCGGCAGCAGGUGAACUCGCGCUGCGCCCAUCUGGAGCCGUGGCAGAUCAUCGGAGUGACAGUGAUCACCACAUUGGGAGCACUAUGGGUCAAAGGCUUCCUCUUCCAGCAAGAAAGUCUGACAUCACGAAUCAAGAAGCAGUGCUUUAGACUCAUCAGAAAAAUACCCUUCGUCGGCGGGGCAAUCCAGAGCCAGCUGAACAAGGCUUUGGAUGACAUGUCUGCUAGUCUAUGUACCCUCAAGGAGGGGAUGAGCUACACCACAGAGCUUCCCUCCAAAGGUCUCUCUCAGGCCAAAGUAAUGGAGAAAAUCAAGGAGUACGACACCCUGAAUGAGGUGAAGUGGGAUAAGGGAUUGGUUUCUGGGGCAGUGUACUGGGGUGAUGAGUCACUGACCAAACUCCUAGUGAAGGUAUAUGGAGAUUUUGCAUGGAGCAAUCCACUCCACCCAGACAUUUUUCCUGGCGUACGGAAGAUGGAAGCAGAAGUUGUCAGAAUGGCUUGCACACUCUUCCAUGGUGGGCCUAACUCCUGUGGCACAGUCACUUCAGGAGGAACCGAGAGCAUACUGAUGGCCUGCAAAGCAUACAGAGACAUCGCAUACGAGCGAGGCGUCAAACACCCUGAAAUCCUUGCACCUGUGAGCGUCCACGCAGCUUUUGACAAAGCGGCACAUUAUUUUGGGAUGAAGCUGGUUCACAUUCCUCUCGACAAGAAAACUAUGAAAGUGGAUGUGAAGGCCAUGAGGAGAGCCAUCAGCAAGAACACAGCCAUGCUUGUCUGCUCAGCUCCCCAGUUUCCUCAUGGAAUCAUAGAUCCCAUUGAGGAAGUAGCCAAGCUGGCUGUACGCUACAACAUCCCGAUGCAUGUGGAUGCCUGUCUGGGUGGUUUUCUUAUUGUGUUCAUGGCCAAGGCUGGUUACCCACUCGCCCCAUUUGACUUCAGGGUAAAAGGUGUUACCAGCAUCUCUGCAGACACACACAAGUAUGGCUACGCCCCCAAAGGUUCCUCAGUGAUCCUCUACAGCGAUAAAAAGUACCGUCAGUACCAAUACUUUGUAGCUGCUGACUGGCAAGGGGGGAUCUAUGCCUCACCGUCUAUAGCGGGCUCCAGGCCAGGAGGAAUCAUCGCCGCCUGCUGGGCGACCAUGAUGUAUAUGGGAGAGAACGGCUACGUAGACGCCACCAGGAAGAUCGUCAGCACAGCUCGCAAGAUCAAAACAGAAAUCCGCAAGAUUAAAGGGGUGUUUGUGUUUGGGGAUCCGGAGGUGUCGGUGGUGGCCAUCGGCUCGGAUGAUUUUGAUAUUUUCCGUCUGUCUAACGCACUGACGUCAAAGGGCUGGAAUCUGAACACAUUGCAGUACCCGUCCAGCAUCCACAUUUGCUGCACAGUUUUGCACACUCAGCCAGGGGUCGCUGAUCACUUUAUUCGUGAUGUCAAAGAGCAGGUCGCCAUCAUCAUGAAGAACCCCAAAGAGAAAACUACAGGAAUGGGAGCGAUCUACGGCAUGGCCCAGGCCAUCCCAGACAGAUCCCUAGUCACGGAGAUCUCCCGAGGUUUCUUGGACUGUCUCUACAGCACUGAGGUGACCAAGUCAAACAUCAGCCACAUGAAUGGCAACGGCAAAGCCCACUGAAAAGGGAUUGGUCCCUCCUGGCCCGACAACACUGCAUGCAGGGAAACGCUCUUGCCUCCUCCCAGAGCUCUGAUUUUUAAAUCGUUCAACGGUUGCCUUAUCUUGCAUACCUGCACCAUAUAUACAUAUGUAAACAAACAUCUGCAGCAAUCUUUGAAGCACAAGCCAUUGUCAUUCUAAUCAGCUUAGGGGGAAAUUCCUCGUAACACUGCGCCUAAAUGGUACAGAGAAGACAUGACUGGGUCCAAACGAGUUUUAACCUCUGAUUUGAUUUUAAAUUAUGUAGAGGAAAUGUGUUUGUUUUUUCUGUUUGACAUUUCAUUUCAAUUUUAGCUUUCAUUUAAUACACGUCUGUCAUGAUAUCUACUGAUUGCAUAGUAAAACCUUUCAGCUUUUUUUAAUACCAGAACAUUUCAAUGCCGUCACCGCUUCACUUCACUGUCCACGACGACUUUGCAAAAACAAACCACUCGAAAGCUCAAAAUGUGCUAGAAUCGCUGUGCUGCCUGUAGCUUAUAAACUGAUGCACUGCUCUGAACUGGCUGUACAUGCCUGUGUAUUAUCAUCAAAAGGGUGGUUUAAUGUAAAAGCAUUGCAAUGCCCUAAAAACUACAUAUCAGGUUAAUAUGUACAUCACUUGAAACCAGAGUUUAUCUGCAAACCUGAACAUGUAUGUCCUUGUUUUGUUAGCACUCAUUUACCUUCAUUUGUUGUUCAUCUACUGUGGUUGGUAUUAUAGACAGUGGGAAUGGGAGUUUUUAAUGUUAUUAAUAUCCACUAAAACUCUUAAUUUUAAUAAGAGAGAACAGGGGCAUUAAUAUUUUGAAAGAGGCUAGUGAUAUCCAAAGCUCUCCAGCUACUUAUCAGUUACUUGGAUAAUCAAGUAGCAGAAACUCAAUUAUUCCUCUGUAUUCUGCAAAGUCACCUGUGUGUCACCUCGUUGUAAUAAUUUGUGUCCUAAUUCAAUCUACCUCAGUUUCCACUAAAUGCAAACGUCAUUAUUUCAUCCAGUGAAACCCAUUCAAACUGGGCGUCAGUUUUCCAUUUCUCACAUAACAAAAGCGUUACAGCAUUUGGGGCAUUUGACAGACUGCACUAAAGUGUUCUUAAAUACACCGAAAGGGAACAUCUCCGCUGUGAGCGAUCCACAGAUGGAGAUUCUUUAAACUUGGGAGAAAUCAGCUGUUUGCCCUGACUGACUGUGGACAUGAUGUAUUCUAGUAAAUAUCUAGUCAGCAGGAUAUGUUACUCACAGAUUGAUAACUUAAAAUGCAUACUGUAACACCAAAAGGACCUUGCUCUCUGUUUCUCAAAUGCUUUCAUCUAACAUUGCUGAAAAUUCCUUGAAUUUAGUUCCAUGUUUGUGCAAUAUGUAACUUCUCCUUGGUGAAGUGUAACAAAUGGGAAUGCUCUACAUGUUUAGCAGAAACAUUGUAGUGAAUGACAACUUAUCAGCCUUGAUUAGUAAAUUUUAAGCAUUUGUGUGACCGCUCCAUUUUGCUUCAUUUGACUCUUUUUGUGAACGUUUGUGUUUCAACUGUUUUUAUUUACUGGGAGCUUUUUGAAGAGAUUUGGCAUGAAUGUAAUUACAGUCUCACACGUGCAAGAAUGUCCCAUCUUGUAGCCAGUGCCUGGUUUAAAGACUGAUUAAACAAUCCAGCUAACAGUUAAAGUUCA